AUGGCAUUCGUGUUCAACUGGCCGCGGUUCAGCGAUCAAUUUCACGCUUCGGCGCGGGAGAUGCUCGAAUCCGCGCUCAAUAAGGGCUCAAAACCGCCUAUCAUCGCCGACCGCAUCGAGGUCGUCGAACUCGAGAUGGGCACGCAGCCACCUGAACUGGAGGUCCGGGAUAUUGGCGAGCUUACGAUGGAUCAGUUUCGUGGGAUUUUCAGGCUGAGCUAUGGGGGUGACGCAUAUAUUGUGCUUAGGACGAAAGUGCAGGCAAAUCCGCUCAUACACAAGAAACGGGAGACACACGUUAUUGAUGGUAGCGGUGGGAUGGUUGCCGCGCAAGCGCCACUCGUGGUGCCUAUGAACCUGCGGCUAUCCAACUUCAAACUCAACUCCUAUGUCGUCCUCGUCGUCUCCAAGCAAAAGGGCAUCACUCUUGUGUUCAAGACCGAUCCCCUGCAGAACGUCGAUGUCAACAGCACGUUCGAUCGAAUUGGGGUGAUACAAAAGUACAUCCAGAAGGAGAUCGAGGGCCAGUUACGGGAGAUGUUCCGCGAGGACCUGCCGAGCAUCAUACACAAGCUUUCCCAGCAGUGGCUCUCCAAAGACCUGAGCGGUAAAGCCCGUGUGGAAGUUCCGUAUGCACGCAAGUUCGCCCACCCUCCUACAGAGGACCCG
Molecule: messenger RNA, 669 nt
Organism: Dacryopinax primogenitus
Lineage: Eukaryota; Fungi; Basidiomycota; Dacrymycetes; Dacrymycetales; Dacrymycetaceae
Exons: 2
Biological process (GO): mitochondrion organization; phospholipid transport
Cellular component (GO): ERMES complex
Molecular function (GO): lipid binding
Source: RefSeq, a predicted model, not a curated record